This is a messenger RNA of Racocetra persica, 264 nucleotides long. The record is from the annotation of a GenBank genome assembly. Lineage: Eukaryota; Fungi; Glomeromycota; Glomeromycetes; Diversisporales; Gigasporaceae.
GCUUCUAAGUUGGUCGAAAGCAGUAACAUUACACAAGGCUUAACUAAUACUAUCGAAUAUAAUUUAUCUGAUGCUGUAUUGGAUGAUAUUUCUGUGGGUAAUGAUCGAUUUGAAGUUUUGACUGAAGAUAUUAUUAACGAAAUGGUCGAAUAUGGUGCCGUUAAAAAUACUAAGAAGAAUUGGGUUCGAGUUUUAAAAGAAUACCGGUCUUCAGUUAAUUUAAAUUAUGAUAUAUCUACAAUUCUUGAUACAAUAUUACGAUAA